AUGGAGAAAACAAAUACACCUUAUUAGGCCUUAUUCUAACCAUUCAAAUUAGGUCUAAUCGAAAGAACAGGAUGCUUUUCGACAACAGUGGUGUCACCUGGAUUGGAGUGCAAGAAUAGAAUUACUCUAUCAGCCAUGACAAGAGGCAGAUGUGGUCAAGACUUAGUCCCUACAGAUCAACAUGCUGAAUAUUAUGCACAAAGAGCCGCUAGUGGAUUUUUAGUUACGGAAUCAGCCUCUAUAAGUGAUAGGUCCUUAGCUUAUGGUGGAGCACCAGGAAUAUUCAACGAUGCACAAACCUAAGGAUGGAAAAAAGUAGUAGACAAAGUACAUUCCGUUAAGGGAAAUAUCUUCAUCUAAUUGCUUCAUUGUGGUAGAUAAACUCAUUCUAGUUUAUAAAAUGGCUAAGCUCCUUUGGCUCCAUCAGCCAUUAGAAUUAGAAGCUAGAAUCAAAUUGUUAAAUAAGACUAUGAAGUUCCUUAAGAAAUGACACUUUAAGAUAUAAAUUUAGUAGUAAAGUAAUACAAAGAGGCUGCUGAAAGAGCAAAGAAAGCUGGAUUUGAUGGAGUAGAAUUGAAUGCAGGUCAUGGACAUCUACCAGAUUAAUUCUUAAGGGAUAGUGCUAACAAAAGAAUUGAUGCAUAUGGAGGAAGUGCCUAAAAUAGAUGCAAAUUCUUAUUAGAAGUUGUUUAAUCAUUAAUAGAAGUAUUUGGAGCAGGUAGAGUUGGAGUCAAAUUAACUCCUGUGACACAUCAUGCUGAUAUGAAUGAUUCUAAUCCUUUAGAAUUAUAUUAAACUUUAUUGAGAGCUUUAAGUAAUUUGAAAAUUGCCUAUAUUGUAUUAAAGAAUGAAAAUGAUCCAGAAAACUUCUAAGAUUUUGGAUACCCAGCAUCUAAAAAAUAAAUACCUUGUGUUUUUUCGGCAUUCAGAAAUUAUUUCACUGGAGCUAUAGUAGCUAAUGGAGGAAUCACAUUAGAAGAGGCAGAUGAAGGAAUCAGAAUUGGAAAAUUUGAUUUUGUUGCUUUUGGUUAACUUUUUAUUUCCAAUCCAGAUCUUGUUGAUAGAGCCAGAAAUGGUUAUUAAUUAAAUAAGAGUAUAGAUUGGGGAAGUGUUUUUUUUGGAGAUUCAAAAGGAUAUACUGAUUAUCCUAAAUAUCAAAUACCAUCUAAUGUAUUAAGUGAAUUACUAAAUCCAUUGAAAUUAAAUGAUUUAUUUUUACCAAAUAGAAUUACAAUGUCUGCUAUGGAUAGAGUUAGAACUCCAGCUCCCUAUAUUCCAACUGAAUUAAAUGCUAAAUAUUAUGCUUAAAGAUCAACUGCUGGAUUAAUUGUUUGUGAAGCUACUCCUGUAAGUUAAAGAUCUAUAUCAUAUCCAGGAUCACCAUGUAUUUACAAUGAUGAAUAAGCUAAAGGUUGGACAUUAGUAACAAAAGCUGUACAUGAUAAAGGAGGUAGAUUAUUCUUGUAAUUAUUUCAUGGAGGAAGAAAAACUCAUUCAUCAUUGUAAAAUGGAUUAGAACCAUGGGCACCAUCUGCAAUUGCAAUCAGAGGAAAUUGUUAUAGUGCUUAAAAUAAACCAUUUGAAAAACCACAUGAAAUGACAGAAGCUGAAAUUCAAUUAACUUUACAAGAAUUUGUUGAUGCUGCUAAAAGAGCUAAAACUGCUGGAUUUGAUGGAGUUGAAAUCAAUGCUGGUAAUGGACAUCUUCCUGAUUAAUUCCUUAGAGAUAGUGCUAAUAAAAGAACUGAUCAAUGGGGAGGAAGUGUUGAAAAUAGAUGCAAAUUCGUUAUUUAACUUGUACAAAAGUUGAAUGCUAUCUAUCCAGGAAGAGUUAGUAUUAAAUUAACACCUAUUGGCCAUACUGGAGACAUGAAUGAUAGUAAUCCUAUUCAAUUGUACACAUAUCUAUUACAACAAUUAUCCAAACUCAAUUUGGCUUAUGUCACUUUGGUCGAAGACAAAAGCUAAGAAAAUGCUGAAGGCUUUGGUUAUCCUGCUUCUGAUAAGCAAAUUCAAAACCUUUACAAAUCAUUAAGACCACAUUACAAAGGAAUUUUGAUUGCAAACCAUUCUAUAACUCCUGAAAGAGCUAAUCAGGAUAUCAAAGAUGGCUUGUAUGAUGCAGUUUCCUUUGGAUAAUUAUAUAUAAACAAUCCAGAUCUAGUAUAUAGAGUAAGAAAUGCUUUCUAACUCAAUACUAAUUUUGACUUCAAGACCUAUUUUGGAGGAGAUGAAAAGGGAUACACUGAUUUCCCAACCUUCGAAGAGGAAAAGAAGCAAUGAGA
Paramecium pentaurelia is the source of this 2285-nucleotide messenger RNA. The record is from the annotation of a GenBank genome assembly. Lineage: Eukaryota; Ciliophora; Oligohymenophorea; Peniculida; Parameciidae.